AUGGCUUCUCGCGAGCACCUGCAGAUCAUUCUUUUGUUCGGCAUUUGCGCUUUGAUCCUCGGCCUAACCUUCCGGUUAGGAAAUAAUCAACUUCCGGUCACUGCUUCGAGCGAGCGACAUCAUGGGAAGAUUCGCAACCUCAACUCUGAAAAUGAGCAAGAUUCCUUCCCUACUGCGAUGAGCGAAAGUGAAACAACUUCGUUUUCAACACAGCCGCCAACUUCCGCUGCACUGACAGUUUCCAGAUUCCUAAGAAAACUGGAUCUUUGGUUUCAAGGAUUUUGGUCCCCACUUGGCCGUCACUAUCUCAGUACAGACACAUCGCCAUCCCUUCCGUCUAGGCCACGAUUCGAGCUGGUUUUCGACGUGGACUCGAGCAAAGAUAAGAAGACUUACCAAACGGGAGAAAUCAACGGGAUUAAUGUUGCCUUCCAUAACCCUUUUCCGGCACGGAGACUGCGAGGCAUAGCUCUUUUGAUACAUGGCUGUCGACAACAGGCCAGUGACUGGUUCCAACUUCCUGAGCAUCGACACAUAGCUGCACACCUCCUCCGUAAGAGGCUUGCUCUACUUGCAGUAACCUCCUCGAACCGCGUCACAGGGUGCUGGAGCACAAGGUAUCCACACUGGGAAAAUGAAGAUGUCUCCCGGGUAAUGAUAGCAACAAAGCGUUGGAGAGUUGACCGCACCAUUCCAUCGACUGCCCCAAUAUACGCUGUUGGGAUAUCGUCAGGCGCGACCAUGCUAUCUAUUCUAUCCUCUUCGAACGAAAUGCCGAGUAUGGUCGGUCAGGCCUUAUACAUAUCCCCUGGCAGCCAACGUGCCCUGAACAAUGCCACGAAAUCAUACCCGAGCACGCUUUUUGUGCGUUUGACGACUGACCGUCACUACGCGUCUGCAUCAGCCAUCGCAUUAGCAAGAAGGGCCUUGCUUACCCGCAAUGUACCCAUGGUCGGCGAACUGACAAUGCCGAAGGUCCAACUCAUGCCGACAACGUUGCACCACAGGGAGCCACGAAUUUCGGCAGAGAUAUCGCGGAAAAUCUUUGAGGCUGCAACGCACGGUCAGUAUCACAAGAUAGAGCACGCGAUGAAGACUUCCUCUGACGAAGAAAUUGUGGCCUUUUGGAGAAGCCGUGAUUCAAGGCGUGCGGCCGUGCAAGUGAUGCGAGUUGUACAGGGGCUUCAUGAGGUAUCAGCCGUGUGUGCAGAAAAAGUAGCUGAUUGGUUGAUAGCUACAGAGCGCUACUCAUGA
Messenger RNA from Chondrus crispus (carragheen), 1254 nucleotides. RefSeq lists its product as hypothetical. Lineage: Eukaryota; Rhodophyta; Florideophyceae; Gigartinales; Gigartinaceae. The coding region runs from base 1 to 1254 and encodes 417 amino acids. The transcript has a single exon. The record is from RefSeq and is a predicted model, not a curated record.